CCGGCUGGGGUCUCCGCCGACUUUGCGGGCCUUCUCCCCGUCCCUGGGCCCGACUCCUGUCGUCAGUCUGCCCGGUGUCGCCGCCACCCGCUGACCAGUUUCCCCCAUCCCUUUGCCUCUCGGUUCCUCGCUGUCUGUCUCUGCAUCUCGGAGUCUCUGGCUGUCUCUCUCUGCUCCGCGUGACCCUGCCGGGUUUCUGGCACUGACCCUGUCGCUUACUCUCUCCUUAUCGCUCCUUCUGCGGGGAUCCUCGUCCCCUCCCAUCCCGGCCCAGCUCUUGGGGCGGCCAGGGCCCCGAGUUGUGUUGCUUUCGCACCCUGGCGGGGCGGGGAGGACGAGGAGUGGAGGCGGACGUGGGGGUGGGGCUGGGAAAUCCCUUCCAGGUUCCUCUCUCCUCUCGCCACUGCCAGCCCCGGGCCUUGCCCUGCGCCGCCGAGAGUCCCAACUGCACUUCAAAUCUCGGGGCCUCAGUUUCCCUUGCCGUGAAAUGCCUCCUUACCCACCCUGCCGUGGGCUCUGGCUCCCUGCAUCACAUGGGCCGGUGACCUGACACUUUGAGCCAAGGAGAAGGUGGGGUGGAGGGCUGCUCCUCCUUUCUUUCCUUGGACCGUGGAGCAUGGGUUCCCCAACCAGCCCAGCGCCCUGGCCUUCGACCCCGAACUGCGCAUCAUGGCCAUUGGCACCAGGUCUGGGGCUGUCAGGAUCUAUGGUGCUCCCGGUGUGGAGUUCACAGGUCUGCACCAUGAUGCAGCCACUGUCACCCAGAUGCAUUUCCUGCCUGGCCAGGGUCGCCUCUUGACCCUGCUGGACGACAACAGCCUGCAUCUCUGGGAGAUCGUCCCUCACAAUGGCUGUGCCCACCUGGAGGAAACACUCAGCUUCCAGCCACCAAGCCGCCCCAGUUUUGAUGGCACCAGCACCCUGCCCAGCCUCUCCCGUGUCACUGUGGUCCUGCUGGUGGAUGCUGGCGACAGGGCAGCCCUUGGCACUGAGGGUGGCAGCGUCGUCUUCUUGAACGUGGACACAUUGACACUGCUUGAGGGGCAGACCCUUGCCCCUGACGAGGUUCUGCGAAGCCUGCCGGAUGACUGCCGAUGUGGGAAGGCUCUGGGCCCUGUGGAGUCUCUCCAGGGGCACCUGCAGGACCCCAACAAGAUCCUCAUAGGCUACAGCCGGGGCCUGUUGGUCAUCUGGAGCCAGACUGCACGCUGCGUGGAGCGCGUCUUCUUGGGCAACCAGCAGCUGGAGAGCCUGUGCUGGGAGCGAAGCGGCAGCACCGUUGUCAGCUCCCACAGCGAUGGCAGCUACGCCGUCUGGCCUGCAGACUUGGGCAGCACCCUGGUGCUGCAGCCCACAGCAGCCACCACGCCCUAUGGUCCCUUCCCCUGCAAAGCCAUCAACAAGAUUCUGUGGCGAAGCUGUGAAUCAGGGGGUCACUUUAUCAUCUUCAGUGGUGGCAUGCCCCGCGCCAGCUAUGGGGACCGCCACUGUGUGAGCGUACUUCGAGCUGAGACCCUGGUGACCUUGGACUUCACCUCCCGCGUCAUCGACUUCUUCACGGUGCACAGCACGCGGCCCGAGGAUGAAUUUGAUGACCCCCAGGCUCUGGCUGUGCUGCUUGAAGAGGAGCUGGUGGUACUGGACCUGCAAACACCCGGCUGGCCGGCCGUACCUGCCCCAUACCUCGCCCCUCUGCACUCAUCCGCCAUCACCUGCUCGGCCCACGUUGCCAACGUCCCUGCCAAGCUGUGGGCCCGCCUCGUGAGCUUGGGGGAGCAGCAGAGCCCGCAGCCUACCUCCAGUGCCUCGAGCUGGCCCAUUACUGGGGGCCGGAACCUGGCCCAGGAGCCAUCACAGCGGGGGCUGCUGCUGACCGGCCAUGAGGAUGGCACUGUGCGCUUUUGGGACGCCUCGGGCGUGGCACUGCGGCCCCUCUACAAGCUGAGCACAGCUGGCCUGUUCCAGACGGACUUUGAGCACACUGACAGCCUGGUCCAGGCUGCCGAGGACGACUGGCCACCCUUUCGCAAGGUGGGCUGCUUUGACCCCUACAGCGACGACCCCCGGCUCGGUGUGCAGAAGGUGGCACUUUGCAAGUACACAGCCCAGAUGGUGGUGGCCGGGACUGCGGGCCAGGUGCUGGUGCUGGAGCUGAGUGAUGUGCCGACUGAGCAGGCAGUCAGUGUGGCCAGCAUGGACCUCCUCCAGGACCGCGAGGGCUUCACAUGGAAAGGCCACGACCGGCUGAGCCCCAGCACGGGGCCACUGCCCUGGCCCGCUGGCUUCCAGCCCCGAGUGCUGGUGCAGUGCCUGCCGCCUGCUGCCGUCACAGCUGUCACGCUGCACACUGAGUGGGGCCUCGUGGCCUUUGGCACUAGUCAUGGCUUUGGUCUCUUUGACUACCAGCGCAAGAGCCCUGUGCUGGCCAGGUGCACCCUUCACCCCAACGACUCUCUGGCUAUGGAGGGGCCGCUCUCACGGGUGAAGUCACUCAAGAAGUCACUGCGUCAGUCUUUUCGGCGCAUUCGCAAGAGCCGGGUGUCUGGCAAGAAGCGGGCUGUCAACGCCAGCAGCAAGUUGCAGGAGGCCAACGCGCAGCUGGCGGAGCAGGCCUGCCCCCACGACGUGGAGGUGACACCAGUGCAGCGCCGCAUCGAGCCCCGCUCAGCUGACGACUCCCUCUCCGGUGUGGUGCGCUGCCUCUACUUCGCUGACACAUUCCUUCGUGAUGCUGUCCACCAUGGCCCCACCCUGUGGGCUGGCACCAACUCAGGCUCCGUGUUUGCCUACGCGCUGGAGGUGCCAGUGGUGACGACGGGCAGCAAGAAGCGGCCGGAGCGGGCAGUAGAGGCUGUGCUCGGCAAGGAGGUGCAGCUGAUGCAUCGAGCGCCUGUGGUGGCCAUUGCUGUGCUGGAUGGGCGUGGCCGCCCACUGCCUGAGCCUUAUGAGGCCUCCCGGGACCUGGCACAGGCCCCCGACAUGCAGGGCGGCCAUGCUGUGCUUAUAGCAUCUGAGGAGCAGUUCAAGGUGUUCACACUGCCCAAGGUGAGUGCCAAGACCAAGUUCAAGCUGACAGCCCACGAGGGCUGCCGCGUGCGCAAGGUGGCACUGGCCACGUUUGCCAGUGUGGUCUGCGAGGACUAUACUGAGACCUGCCUGGCCUGCCUCACCAACUUGGGUGAUGUCCACGUCUUCUCGGUGCCUGGCCUGCGGCCCCAGGUGCACUAUUCCUGCAUCCGGAAGGAGGACAUCAGCGGCAUCGCCUCCUGUGUCUUCACGCGCCACGGCCAGGGUUUCUACCUGAUUUCCCCGUCUGAGUUUGAACGCUUUUCCCUGAGUGCUCGGAACAUCACAGAGCCGCUGUGCUCCCUGGACAUUCGCUGGCCCCGCAGCACUACCUGUGACAGCUACAGGCUCCAAGAGUCACCCAAGCUGAGCCAGGCCAACGGGACCCCAGGCAUCAUCCUGGCCCCACGGAGCUGUGACAGGAGCCCCAGCCCUGCCCGAAGCAAGGGAGCCGGGGACACUCUGGAGCCAUCUGAGGCCACACUUUCGCCCAUGUCUGUGGACUCAGCCACCAGUGCCGACACCACGCUGGACACCACAGGGGAUGUUACUAUGGAGGACGUGAAGGAUUUCUUGAGCUCUUCAGAGGAACCACAGAAGAAUCUGAGGAACGUGGCGCAAGAUGAGGCCCGUGCCUGCACCAUUCUGAUCAAAUGAGGAAGCCAGAGCUCUCCUGACCACUGCUGUCCUGCUCGGAGCUGGGGCCCUGGACCCCUGGCUUCUGCCUGCCCCUUAACAUAGACCGACACCUGCUAACUUGCGGGCUCCUGCGGGGACCUGCCGUCCUGCCUUCCCCAGGCCCAGAGCAGCCCAGCCUUAGGUGUGGGCAGAUGCAGGCUGGCCCCUCUGACAAGUAGUUGGUCACCCUGGAGGCCAGGUGCUCCACAUGCCGUCCCCCUCCUCCCCUCACAAAGAGUAUUUUUCUAACGCCUGAGCUGGGCAGUCAUUUCUAAAACUAUUUUGGUACUUGAUCCAGGGCCACCACCCCUGGCACAUGUCCCCCUGACACAUGAGUGCACAUAUGCACUGGGGUCCAGUUGGGGGCGUGUGGGGGGUCAGAAUGGGUUUCCCUGUAGAUUGUACCUUGGGCUUUUUUUCUGUCAUUUUGUUAAAAUUAGUGCCGUCUUAAUAUUAAAAAUACUGAUUUUUAAUAUUGAAAAU
Loxodonta africana (African savanna elephant) is the source of this 4227-nucleotide messenger RNA. RefSeq names its product LLGL scribble cell polarity complex component 1 (gene LLGL1). Gene Ontology annotation, cellular component: cytoplasm; plasma membrane; cortical actin cytoskeleton. Gene Ontology annotation, biological process: cortical actin cytoskeleton organization; regulation of Notch signaling pathway; regulation of establishment or maintenance of cell polarity. Gene Ontology annotation, molecular function: GTPase activator activity; myosin II binding. Bases 670 to 3723 code for a protein of 1017 amino acids. The record is from RefSeq and is a predicted model, not a curated record. The transcript has 23 exons. Lineage: Eukaryota; Metazoa; Chordata; Mammalia; Proboscidea; Elephantidae.